Sclerotinia sclerotiorum 1980 UF-70 is the source of this 1296-nucleotide messenger RNA. RefSeq lists its product as hypothetical. The transcript has 2 exons. The record is from RefSeq and is a predicted model, not a curated record. The coding region runs from base 1 to 1296 and encodes 431 amino acids. Lineage: Eukaryota; Fungi; Ascomycota; Leotiomycetes; Helotiales; Sclerotiniaceae.
AUGUCUGCUAAUACCGAACACGAUGCACUUAUUUUGGCAUACUCACAUUUGAAAGGGAAAAAACGGGAAGCUGAAGCUCUUCAUUCUCUUAAGAAGAUUGCGUCUUUGGUCAAACCUAUCAUGAGAGCACGUCAUUGGCGUGUAGGUACUUUGACUGAAUUCUACCCAGAUCAACAAAAUCUACUAGGUCUUAACGUAAACAAUGGGCAAAAAAUAUGUCUACGGUUGAGAUAUCCGGGAGAUCAGAAUCAAUUUCUGCCGAUGGAAGAGGUCGUGGAUACAAUGCUUCACGAAUUAUGCCACAACGAAAUCGGACCUCACAAUCAGCAAUUUCAUGCUCUAUGGGAUCAACUCCGGAAGGAACAUGAAGGUUUGACAAAUAAAGGAUAUACUGGAGAGGGUUUCUUGUCAGAAGGGAGGAGCUUGGGUGGACGAAGAGUACCACGGCACGAAGCUAGACGUCUUGCUCGCAUAGCUGCGGAGAAAAGGCAGAAAUCCUUGGUAGGGUUCGAUCAGAAACUAGGAGGUCGGCCAGUACCAUACGGCAGCGAUAUUCGAAAGGUAAUCGUUGAUGCGAUCGAACGUCGAAACAAAGUCCUCAAGGGUUGUGGAGAGAGCAGGAUGAAUCCAAUCGAGAUUAAAGAUAUGGCCGAUGAAGCUACGAGUAACGGAUUCAAAACACUAGCAGAGAAAGAUGCGGCUAAUGAGGCAGAAAUCGCUCAAGCCAUGUGGGAGCUCGUUCAAGAAGAUCAGAAAAGGGAGAACGGGGAUCUUAAUGUUCCUUCCUCCGCCCAGAAUUCAGCAGGAAAUGGCAAUGAUAAUAUCGGGGGACGCGCAUCGGAUAAAAAGCCUAAAUCUUUGUCUGAACAACCUUCACGUAGACAGCGCUCAACUUCGGGUUCGACCUCUGUUGGAUUUGGGAUACCUAGACAACCUUUGAACCAUGUCAGCCCCCUGGUCUCCAAAAGUUUGAACGAGUCAAAGCCGUCUGUGAGGACAAAAGCUCCUAAAAACGAGCCUGCACAAGGGCCAGUAUACUCAGCACCUGUCUUGACGGGAUGGUCAUGCCCUAUAUGUACGCUUCACAAUCCAAUCAACUUCUUGUGCUGUGAUGCCUGCACUAGCGAGAGGCCGGAAGGUAUCACGAAGCAGGUUAGUCGGAAUAUCGAGAGGAAAGCCGUUGCAAAGCCUGCUCCACAACAACCACAAAUGUGGACUUGUCAAUGGUGCAGUACUAAAAUGGAAAAUCAAUGGUGGACUUGCUCUACCUGCGGGAAUAUGAAAGAAAGUUCAUGA